AUGAGUGUUGACAAGACAGUCUUAACAAGAUUCUUUGAUAGAUAUCUCAAUUUCAAAAGAUACAAUCACGAUAAUGAUUUCAGUUUGAAAGGACUCGACAUCACCGGACUAUUGCCUAUUGCAGAUUUGCGAGAUGAACAACCAAAAGCACUUUUACUUUUCAAUGUCGUAGAUCAUUUCAUGGAUGAUGGACAAUCUGAAGAUCAAAUCAAGUUAUACAAUGCAUUUAUGUUAUAUGUAUUCAAUAAUCUAUCAGACUGUAGUGAUUCUACAGAGUUGGAAGAAAUAGUCAAGAUAUUUUCGAAUUUGGAUGAGGUAUUUGAUGUCAAGCUACAUUGUUUCGAUUGGAUUGUAAGCAACUUAUCAACUCUCAACAAGUUUAAAUUUCAACUGCUCUUCAUGGUAUUGAAAAAGAUUGGCAAUAACCAGAGCAUCAUUAACACAUCAAUAUCCAAUACAAUAUUAAGAGGUAUCAUUACAUUCUAUGAUACCAUAGAGCUGGAGGAUUUGAAAUCGUUGAGAUGGUUGGGUAAUCUAUUCGACUCUAAGGAUGCUGAGAAUAUCGAGUUGGUUAGCACUUUUUUAAAUAAUUUAUGCACUUCUGUCUCGCCCAAUGAAGCUUUAAUCGAUGUUGUCUAUUCUCUUUUCUACCGAUUACUAAACGCUGCAGAUAUAUUCAAUCAUUUCUGUUUGCCAGAGAAUGUAAAUGGUGUUGAACUCGGAAAUUACUCAAUCUACUUGAUGUGCUUGGAGAUUGACUCUCAAUUCUUGGUAUCCGAUGACCUAGGUCUCGUUGACUAUCUAAUUUAUAGGAUCAGCUACAAUUCCACUCAGUCAUUGAUUAUUCUUGAUGCUUAUAUCAACAGAUCGAUUGCCAUACCCAGACGUCUCUAUGAACACCUUGCAACCAUCUCAUUCAAUAGAGGCACAGUUUACAACGACGUUGAUUUCUCUCUCAAUCCCGUGGCUUUGGAGAUUGUUGACCGACCUGACAACGAGAAGAUCACUAUUCUCAAAGUGCUUCUACAUCUUUAUAACGACUAUACCACACCAAGUACCACUACAGUUCCGUACGAAUAUCACGAUCCACUGUUCAUCGCCGCAUUUCUCAAUAUGUUUGAGUUGUUCAACACGCCAAUGUACAUUGAAGAGUCGAUUAUUAUGAUUCAACGCUUUUUCGAGUCAUUUACUGUUGAUGAGUUCGCCAAGCCUCUUCCUAUUAUAUCGAUCAAUCUCUUCGAGUUAUUUGAACACACAACAACAUUUUCUUAUAGAAUGCCCCUGUAUGUAGGGAAGCUGUUGAUGUCUCUCAGUGAAAGUCAUGUUACUGUGAUUCACGAUGUCAUUGAAUACAUUGGUUCUGACUACUGUUUAUUCAGUAGAGCGCCUCUAUCUUUAUUGGACCGUGAUAUUGGCUUUAUCCCAGAGGCUGAGAGGAUCAGUUGUCUAGAGAAUCUGGAGGUUCUCACAGUCACAUUCAUUCUUAUAGAGAUGUAUUUCGAUUUUAAUCCAAAUCUUUGCAUAAAUUCAUUGGAUAAGUUAAAGAUUAACCAAAUGAAAAUCAAUAGAGAUAUUAUCCAGCUAUUCCAAACAACUUCAAUUAAAUCGGUCACUGUUAUAGGAUACAGCUUUGAAAAUAUCAUUGAUAUCAUUAAGCAUAUUGGAGAUUCCACUAAGAGUAUCACAAUUAUUCACAGAACAGAGGUGUUUAUGAGCCAGGCUGAGUUUACAGAGUCACUCAACCAAAUCAUGCAAAUUCUCUCACAUCCAAAGUUUAAAUCAGUCCAAGAAAUUAAGUUCAAGGCAAGCUAUUGUGGUAGAGAUUACCCAAUGUUGAACGAGGCGAUCAUACAGUCAGACUUGAUCGAUUUUAAGCAAUUUAAAUAUACUGUCGACAACAAGUAUCUUACAAAAUACAGACUGGCACAAGAUGAAAUAGAUAAUCAAGUUUCAUUUGAUAUUAGUUUAGAAAAUUCUUCUGAUACAAUUACAACUGUGGAAAAAGAUGAUAGUUGGUGUAGUUCAGGAUAUGCUUAG
Molecule: messenger RNA, 2037 nt
Organism: Heterostelium album PN500
Lineage: Eukaryota; Evosea; Eumycetozoa; Acytosteliales; Acytosteliaceae
Exons: 5
Coding region: 1-2037 (678 amino acids)
Source: RefSeq, a predicted model, not a curated record